AUGGCAGGAGGAAUGCACUUUCUCGUUGGCAUUGCCACAGAUGAUUAUGUUAUCCUAGCAAGCGACAAAGCAACCUUCGCUUAUGGCGCAGUGUUGGCAGAUGAAAACAAUGACAAGGAGUAUCGCUUGGGAAAGAAACUGACAAUGAUGUGCAUUGGAGAAGAAGGCGAUGUUGCACAGUUCGGAGACUGGACAAAACGAAACAUUCGUCUUUAUGCUAUUCGCAAUGGCUACGAGUUGUGUCCAAAGAGUGCUCAUCAUUGGAUUCGACGGGGCAUAGCAGAGGCUCUAAGAACAGAAGAUUAUUAUGCGGUUGAUGUUCUGCUUGGAGGAUACGAUGACAAGGAAAAUAAGGCAUUCCUAGGCUCAGUUGACUAUCUUGGAAAUGGACUAGAUAAUCAGCCCUACCUGUUUCGAGGCUUCUGUGGUCGUUUUUGUUACGCCAUCAUGGACCGAGAGUAUAAGAAAAAUAUGUCAGAAGCGGAAGGUCUUUCGCUUCUUAACAAAUGCAUAGCCGAGGCUAAGAAGCGGUUUGUCGCAAACAUACCAGGUUACAAGGUUAUCAUCAUCGACAAGAAGGGCUACCGACAACUAGCCGAUAUUAAUGUAUGA
Molecule: messenger RNA, 612 nt
Organism: Necator americanus (New World hookworm)
Lineage: Eukaryota; Metazoa; Nematoda; Chromadorea; Rhabditida; Ancylostomatidae
Exons: 7
Coding region: 1-612 (203 amino acids)
Biological process (GO): proteasomal protein catabolic process
Cellular component (GO): proteasome core complex
Source: RefSeq, a predicted model, not a curated record